AUGAGUGAACCAAAGACAGAAGCAAUGCUUAGUGAAGAGGAGAGAAAGAAGGAAGAGAAGAAGAAGGCCAAGGAGGCUGAGAAGGAGGCCAAGAAAGCAAAGUUGCUUGAGAAGGAGGCAAAGAUGAAACUGCUCAAGGAGAAGGAACUUGAAAACAAGAAGAAGAAGGAGGCAAAGGAGCAGGAGGAGAAGGAGAAGGCAGAUCAAGAGGCUCGCAAGCUCAAGGAGUAUGCUGACAGAGCAUCACAGACACCAGCUGGUGAGAAGAAGGAUGUCUCUGGAGAGUUGUAUCCAUCUUAUCAUCCACCCGCUGUCGAGUCAGCUUGGUAUGAAUGGUGGCAGAAGAAUGAGUUCUUCUCACCAGACAAGCAGCAGGAGAUUCAACCUCACUGCCAGAAGGACAAGAAGUUCACAAUGGUCAUCCCUCCACCAAACGUCACUGGCUCCCUGCAUUUGGGUCACGCCCUCACCAUGUCCAUCCAGGACACCAUCACACGUUACAGACGUAUGAAGGGUGAGAUCGCCCUCUGGGUCCCAGGCACUGAUCACGCCGGUAUCGCCACACAAGUCGUCGUCGAGAAGAAGCUGGCUCGUGAGCGCAACAUCACCCGUCACGACCUCGGUCGUGAGGCCUUCAUCAACGAGGUCUGGACCUGGAAGAAUGAGUACGGCAAUCGUAUCACCAGCCAACUGCGCAGAAUGGGUUCAUCCCUUGAUUGGAAGCGUGAGGCUUUCACAAUGGACGAGACCAGGUCAAAGGCUGUCAAUCAUGCCUUCAUUACAAUGUUCAAGGAUGGUUUGAUCUUCAGAUCAACAAGAUUGGUCAACUGGUCAUGCACUUUGAAGACCGCUAUCUCUGAUAUUGAGGUCGACUUUAAGGAUCUGGAGAAGCACACCAAGCUCCCGGUCCCAGGUCACAAGGGUCUGUAUGACUUUGGUGUCCUGUUCGAGUUUGCCUACCCCGUCGAGGAUAGCAACGAGCAACUGAUCGUUGCCACCACCCGUAUCGAGACUAUGUUGGCUGAUGUCGCCGUUGCCGUCCACCCCGACGACCAGCGCUACAAGCACCUGCAUGGAAAGUUCGUCACUCAUCCAUUCCUCAACCGCAAGCUGCCAAUCAUCACCGACAGCAUCUUGGUCGACAUGGCCUUUGGCACUGGUGUCGUCAAGAUAACCCCAGCCCACGACCAGAACGAUUACGAGACUGGUCAGCGCCACAAGCUGCCCAUGAUCAACAUGUUCACCGAUGAGGGUCUGAUCAACGAGAACGGAGGCCAGUUCCAGGGCAUGAAGCGUUUCGACGCCAGAAACGCCGUCGUUGAGGCACUCAAGGAGAAGGGACUCUACAAGGGAAUGAAGGACAACAAGAUGCGUCUGGGUAUCUGCUCGCGUUCAAAGGACAUCCUCGAGCCAAUGAUCAAGCCACAGUGGUACGUCAACUGCAAGGAUAUGGCCGACAACGCCUGCAAGGCCGUCAGAGAUGGCGAGCUGAAGAUCAUCCCCAACCAGCACGAGGUCACUUGGUUCAGGUGGCUCGAGGGCAUCAAGGACUGGUGCAUCUCCAGACAGCUCUGGUGGGGCCACCGUAUCCCAGCCUACUUGGUCAAGAUCAAGGGCGUCGCCGCCGAUCCAUACUCCACCUCCCAGUGGGUCGCCGCUGAGAACAGCGAGGCUGCCAUGCUGGCCGCCAUGGAGAAGUUCAAGGCACCAAGAGAGGACAUUGAGCUCGAGCACGACCCAGACGUCUUGGACACCUGGUUCAGCUCGGGACUGUUCCCAUUCUCCACUCUGGGAUGGCCAGAGAAGACCAAGGACAUGGAGAACCACUAUCCAACCAGCCUCUUGGAGACCGGUCUGGACAUCUUGUUCUUCUGGGUUGCCAGAAUGGUCAUGAUGGGCAAGCAAUUGACUGGUCAGCUUCCAUUCAAGGAGAUCUACCUGCACGCCAUGGUCAGAGACUCACACGGCAGGAAGAUGUCCAAGUCGCUCGGUAACGUCAUCGAUCCACUUGAGGUCAUCAGCGGUAUCACCCUUGACCAGUUGGUCGAGAACCUGAAGAAGGGCAACCUGGACCCAGUCGAGCUGGACAGGGCCACCCUUGGUCUGAAGCAGGACUACCCCGAGGGUAUCACCGAGUGUGGAACCGACGCUAUGAGAUUCGCACUCUGCGCCUACACCUCGCAGGGUCGUGACAUCAAUCUGGACAUCCUCAGAGUCGUCGGAUAUCGUCACUUCUGUAACAAGGUUUGGAACGCCACCAGAUUCGCUCUGAUGAAGCUGGGCGACUACCGUCCCAGCGAGUUCAACGCCCAGGAGCUGACCAAGAACACCAACGCCGUCAACACCUGGAUCCUCAACGCCGCCACCCGCGCCUUUAAGCUGUGUGAGGAGGGAUUCAAGUCCUACGACUUUGCUCAGGCCACCACAGCCAUCUACAACUUCUGGCUGCAUGACCUGUGCGACUUCUACUUGGAGACCACCAAGCCCAUCUUCUCCGAAGAGGACGGACCCAUCAAGCAAAAGACGUGCGAGACCCUGUACACUUGCAUUGAGCUUGGUCUGCGUAUGCUCCAUCCAUUCAUGCCAUUCAUCACUGAGGAGCUGUAUCAGGCCAUCCCCAGACGUCCAAGCGACUCGAUCCCAACGAUCAUGCUUACCUCCUACCCACAGGACAUCCCUGAGUGGAACAACGCCACGAUUGAGGAGGAGCUGAAGCAGUGCCAGGACAUCAUCAGAGCCAUCCGUUCCCUGCGUACCAAGUACAACGUUGCCCCCAACAAGAAGGUCGCCACCUACAUCCACGCCAAGACCGAUGAGCUGAAGAACCUGUAUGCCGCCCACUCUGCCCUGAUCAAGGUCCUCGCCUACGCCAGCAGCGUUGAUGUUGCUCUCUCCUCGGAGGGACGUCAAGGCUGUGUCAUUGACACCUACAACGAGAACGUCUCUUUGUUGUUGGAUCUCUCCGACUCGCUCGACUUUGCCGCCGAGGUCCAGAGGAUGGAGGCCAAGAAGUCUCAGCUCGAGGCUGCCAAGGAGGCUCUGUUGAAGAAGAUCAACAUCCCAACCUAUGACAAGGUUCCACAAAAGAUCAAGGAGGACAAUGACGCCAAGCUCAAGGCACUUGAGGAGGAAAUCAAGUCUCUCUGUAAUACCAUCGACAGCUUCUCAAAGAUGGCCCUCAAGCCAUAA
Acytostelium subglobosum LB1 is the source of this 3189-nucleotide messenger RNA. RefSeq lists its product as hypothetical. The record is from RefSeq and is a predicted model, not a curated record. NCBI's taxonomy places the organism in Eukaryota, Evosea, Eumycetozoa, Acytosteliales, Acytosteliaceae. The transcript has 4 exons. Gene Ontology annotation, biological process: valyl-tRNA aminoacylation. Gene Ontology annotation, cellular component: cytosol. The coding region runs from base 1 to 3189 and encodes 1062 amino acids. Gene Ontology annotation, molecular function: ATP binding; valine-tRNA ligase activity; aminoacyl-tRNA deacylase activity.